AUGGCGUUUUUGAAGCUUUUCUCUCUCUACAUUUCCAUGUCCUUCAUCUUCUUCUUCAUCUUCUUUUUCUCCUCCUGUUUCUGCAAAGCUAGUACCUCAACAAAGUCUUUGUCUUCAUCUACUUCCUCUGAUGUUGAGCUUCUCUUGGGAAAAAUCAGAGGUUCAUUGCAGGGUGACAAUGAAAACCUUGUUUUGUCUUCAUGGAACUCCUCAAUACCACUAUGCCAAUGGAGAGGCCUCAAGUGGGUGCUCUCUAAUGGCUCUCCUUUGUCAUGCAGUGACUUGUCUUCACCACAAUGGACCAAUCUUUCACUUUACAAGGAACCUUCUGUGCACUUGCUUUCUCUUCAGCUUCCAUCUGCCAAUCUCUCUGGUUCACUCCCCAGAGAGCUUGGGGAGUUCCCUAUGCUUCAAAGUCUCUAUCUUAACAUCAAUUCAUUGAAAGGAACCAUCCCUCUUGAGCUUGGUUAUAGCUCCUCUCUCUCUGACAUUGAUUUGGGUGACAAUAUGCUGAGUGGGACUCUUCCACCAUCCAUAUGGAAUUUGUGUGACAGGCUUGUUUCCCUCAGACUCCAUGGCAAUUCACUCUCUGGGUCUGUUUCUCAACCAGCAUUGCCAAACUCUUCUUGCAAGAAUUUGCAUUUGCUUGAUUUGGGUAGCAACAAUUUUUCUGGGAAUUUCCCUGAGUUCAUUACAACUUUUGGUGGGCUAAAAGAGCUUGACUUAGGGAAUAAUAUGUUUAUGGGUGCAAUUCCUCAAGGCUUAGCUGGGCUAAGGCUUGAAAAAUUGAAUCUUUCCCACAAUAAUUUUAGUGGGGUUUUGCCUUUCUUUGGUGAAUCCAAGUUUGGUGUGGAUGUUUUUGAAGGGAAUAGCCCUGGCUUGUGUGGACCACCUUUGAUGAGUUGUACUAAGAACUCUACACUUAGUUCUGGUGCAGUUGCUGGUAUUGUUAUUAGUUUGAUGACAGGAGCUGUGGUUUUGGCUUCUUUGCUGAUUGGCUAUACGCAAAACAAGAAGAGGAAAGGUAGUGGAGAGAGUGAAGAUGAAUUGAAUGAAGAAGAAGAAGAAGGAGAUGAAGAAAAUGGUGGUAAUGCUGUUGGUGGAGCUGGUGAGGGGAAGCUUAUGUUAUUCCCUGGAGGUGAGAAUUUGACACUAGAUGAUGUGUUGAAUGCUACUGGGCAAGUUAUGGAGAAGACAUGUUAUGGGACAGCUUAUAAGGCAAAGCUUGCUGAUGGAGGCACCAUUGCUUUGAGGUUAUUGAGGGAAGGUAGCUGCAAGGAUAGGACUUCAUGCUUGCCUGUUAUAAAGCAAUUGGGAAAGAUUCGCCAUGAGAAUUUGAUCCCUUUGAGAGCUUUCUAUCAGGGGAAGAGAGGGGAGAAGCUCCUUAUUUAUGACUACCUACCUCUCAGAACCCUUCAUGAUCUUUUACAUGAAACUAAAGCAGGAAAACCAGUGCUGAACUGGGCUAGGAGACACAAGAUUGCAUUGGGUAUAGCAAGAGGGUUAGCUUAUCUUCAUACAGGAUUAGAUGUUCCUCUCACUCAUGCGAAUGUUCGAUCCAAGAACGUGCUUGUGGAUGAUUUCUUUGUUGCCAGGCUCACUGAUUUUGGCCUUGACAAGCUGAUGAUUCCUUCGGUAGCCGAUGAAAUGGUGGCGCUUGCCAAGACUGAUGGCUACAAGGCUCCAGAGCUUCAAAAGAUGAAGAAAUGUAACUCAAGGACUGAUGUUUAUGCAUUUGGUAUAUUACUGCUGGAAAUCUUGGUUGGUAAGAAACCUGGGAAAAAUGGAAGGAGUGGUGAGUUUGUGGAUUUGCCUUCAAUGGUGAAAGUAGCAGUUUUGGAGGAGACAACAAUGGAAGUGUUUGAUGUGGAACUCUUGAAAGGGAUAAGAAGUCCAAUGGAAGAUGGGUUGGUGCAAGCACUGAAGCUUGCAAUGGGGUGCUGUGCACCAGUGGCAUCUGUUAGACCAAGCAUGGAAGAAGUUGUGAGGCAAUUGGAGGAGAAUAGACCCAGGAACAGGUCUGCUUUAUACAGCCCUACAGAAACAAGAAGUGGAAGUGUUACCCCAUUUUGA
Molecule: messenger RNA, 2073 nt
Organism: Gastrolobium bilobum
Lineage: Eukaryota; Viridiplantae; Streptophyta; Magnoliopsida; Fabales; Fabaceae
Product: putative kinase-like protein TMKL1
Exons: 2
Coding region: 1-2073 (690 amino acids)
Biological process (GO): protein phosphorylation
Molecular function (GO): ATP binding; protein kinase activity; protein binding
Source: RefSeq, a predicted model, not a curated record